AUUGUCCAAAACUGCCUUUUGUUGUUCUUAUUGUCAAGUUCCGAUGGCCUCAGUGCAACCCACUUUCACCGCUUCUCAUUUUUCCGUGGACUACACUUUUUCGGAGAAGAAGGCGUCUGGUCGACUCAGCUGCUCCCUGUCUUUCCUACUCUCCCUCUACCAAAUCGACACACGCUACUCACAGGUGUGCUGCCGCGUAGACACGGUAUAGUCGGUGAGUACAUGCUGAAUUGGAGAUCGAAGCAGAAGUUUCUGAAUUUCACCGCUGAGUCCGAUUUUCAGCAAAGGUACUGGUGGACCAUUGAUCCGGUAUAUGUCACUGCAACUAAAGCCAAAGCGUCAGUUGCAAUGUUUUUCUUCCCUGAGUGCAAGGUCAAAUGGAGUCCUCCGCCGCACUUAUGUGUUCCUCCUGAGAAAGAUGGAUUGUCAUUCGCUGACGAAAAGGGGACAAAAAUGGUCGUUGACGCUACAAAAACCCAUGACUUGGUACUGGUGUAUCAUCCGAAUAUUCGGGUACAGAUAGCUGCAAUAGGGCCACGGAAGGCCAAUGCUCGCUAUGCCACUGAGGUCGAUAAAUUUCAAAAGGCGCUGGAACGUCUUACAGCACAGGCGCGGCAACGAAUAGAUCUCAAUGUGAUGGUGAUCUCUCCGCAUGGUCUCGUCGAUGUUCCUGAACAAAAUAUAAGAGUUCUUGACGACUACCUCCCGAUGGAGCUGCUCCAGACGUCCGUUGGAAAUGGAGCAAUUAAGCAAAUCAUCGCUAUGCCGGGCAAAACGCACCAGGUCUACUCCCAACUACGAAGUCACACACCCAUACCAAACGUCGAAGUCUACUAUACCGCUCCAAAGGUUGGUGAUCUUCCGGUAAGGUAUCAGUACAGGAAAUCAUCUACAGUUGCAGAUUUAGUGCUUGUCGCUCAGCCGGGUUACGCUAUAGUAACACGAGAUACCACCAAACAAGUACCAGAACAUGCGACAGAUGAAGUGAAAGCCGGCUUGAGCGGCUAUGACAACCAUUACCCGGAUAUGCAAGGAGUUUUUCUCGCCUAUGGACCAGUAUUUCGAAAAGGCUACCACAAGGGUCCGCUCGAGUUGUGCGACAUUUAUGCGCUCACGUGUUUUAUUCUUCGAUUAGAAGGCUGCCACUCUUCAUGUGCAAGGAUCCUUCGAAUCGAAGACAUUCUUACGAGCGAAGCCAGAGUGGCGGUGCGAUCUCAGUUACACAGGUCCAGUCAAGCCUCAAGUGCUACAGCUCCAUUACUCAUUGCUCUUAUUUUAGUUGCUGUGAUUUCUAAAAUAAAUAUCUAUUGA
This is a messenger RNA of Haemonchus placei, 1311 nucleotides long. The record is from the annotation of a GenBank genome assembly. NCBI's taxonomy places the organism in Eukaryota, Metazoa, Nematoda, Chromadorea, Rhabditida, Trichostrongylidae.